Messenger RNA from Leishmania braziliensis MHOM/BR/75/M2904, 796 nucleotides. Lineage: Eukaryota; Euglenozoa; Kinetoplastea; Trypanosomatida; Trypanosomatidae. The record is from the annotation of a RefSeq genome assembly.
AUGACCAGCUUCGAUGCACUCAUGGCAGGUUGCACCGUCGCCACAGAUGAAAUCGUAAGGUGCCGGAGCAGUCACUAGCUCCACAAGCUGUUCUCUCAGGAGCGCCAGACGGCCGAGUACCGCAACUCUGCUCUGGCGGGGUUUGGUGCCUGUUGAUGAGCAUGGUGCAGCCCGUACCCACUGCUGUGGUGGCGGGCCUUGUUGGGGGAGGGGGGCUCUGGUGCUGGGCCGGCGGUUGCAUUGCGCGCUGACAUCGACGCGAAACCGCAGUCGGAGGAGGCGGACUUGCCAUUCAAAUCGCGCGUUCCAGGCGUGAUGCCGGUGUGUGGGUACGACGCGCACACGGCGAUGCUGCUUGGCGUCGCUAAGGCGCAGUGUGCGCUUGCUCGCGAGAUCAAGGACACCGUGCGGUUAAUUUUCCCGCACAAAGAGGAGUUGCCAUCGAACUGUGCGAUUGAGCUGAUGAAGGCUGGCGUGCUGGAUGGCGUGAGGCGCAUCUUCGACAUGCACGUUUCCUAGUCUAUGCCCGCCGGCUGCGUAUCGGCGAUGGCUGGUGUCAUCAUGGCUGGUGGCGGCAGCCUUGCGCUGAAGUGCGUUGUCGCGCAAGAUCGCUCCGAAGGUGGCGCCCGCGCUGUCGAUGACGACAAUGGCAACUGGGCCGAACGAGGGCCAUAACGUGAUCCCGGGCGCGGUGAGCCUGCUGGGGACAUCCCCAGUCGUUUGCGCACGAGAUGGGGUGAGCCUGCGCCUGAGAUGGCCAAACGAGCUGCGAAGAACGUUGCCACUGCGCACGGUG